Phytophthora megakarya is the source of this 534-nucleotide messenger RNA. The record is from the annotation of a GenBank genome assembly. NCBI's taxonomy places the organism in Eukaryota, Oomycota, Peronosporomycetes, Peronosporales, Peronosporaceae.
AUGGAGUGGGUUUUGAGUGGUGAAGAUGACGGAUCAGACCCGCCUGAUCUCGGCCUUUAUUACCCCAUUUGGACUUUUCGAGUGGAAUCGGAUGCCUUUUGGGCUGAAGAAUGCGCUGCAGAUCUACCAGCGGACGAUCGACAACGCCCUGUAUGGGUUCACUCGGAUCCCGAAAAAGCGGGAGAUCUGGAGCGUCUGGAUGUAUUCGAGGCCGGAGAACCUGAAGAUCCGAGCAAACCAUCGGUGUUAGGACGCAGAUCCUAUAUCGACGACAUCUUAGUACCAGCGGAUAAUUGGGACGAGCUAUGUGACCGAGUCGAAGAUCUUCUGGAGGUGAUUUCUGGGGGUAUGCCCAAGGUGGAAUAUCUCGGUCACAAGGUUUUGCACGAUGGACUGGAGGCGAAUCCGAAGGAUCUGUCGGCGUUGAUGGAUCUCGAGUUUCCCGGAUCCCUGCGUGCCAUGCAACUUUGUCGGAGUUGGAGCCUGCUGACGCAGAAUCUUGGGCGAGACGGAGCUGGUAUAGUUCAUUCGUAG